Molecule: messenger RNA, 318 nt
Organism: Loa loa (African eye worm)
Lineage: Eukaryota; Metazoa; Nematoda; Chromadorea; Rhabditida; Onchocercidae
Exons: 2
Coding region: 1-318 (105 amino acids)
Source: RefSeq, a predicted model, not a curated record
AUGAACAAUAAUGAAAAAGAAAGGGGAGAUAACAAUAAUGAAAGGAAUCAUUUAAAAGUAUGCCGGAAAAACUUUUUUUCUUUAGAUUACAAAGAGCAGCACUUAGAUGAUGCUGCUGCAGUGGAUUUCGAAUCUAUUACUACCACUACUACCACUAUUAUCAUUACCAUCACCACUACUACUAUCACCACUGCUGUUACUACUAUCACUAUUACCACUGCUACUACCACUCCACUGUUUGCUGCUAAAUUUAAGCUUAUUAUCAGUUUGGAAGGAGAAAAAAAAGGAAGGCGAAAAGGAAAAGAGGAAGGAAAAUGA